CUCAAGACUCGCUAAAGAAUCUAUUACUUAGUCUUCAAAAUCGUUGCACUGUUGCACCUGAUUAUUUUAGAAGCUCACAGCGUGCAACGUGCAUGCGCUUGUCCUUCUCACGGACAUUUUUCUAAAUGACCCCGUGUGAAGUUUCAGGUGGUUUCCCCUGGUGAUAAAAUGGGCUCCCUUCCUCCAGAGCUCUUGACUUACGGUGACUGCGUCUUUUAGGCCUUGCCGUUUGGACUAGGACUCUGUUCGUGCCCACGAUCACUGUCCGAAUGUUGGCUUUUAUCUUUGGGGCCCUGACUGCCCUCCUUGCAUCGCAGAGCGCUCGCGCAUCGCUGGCACCAGCUCUACAAGCCCGUGCCCUUACAGCGAUCCAAGGCACAUACAACACGACUUUUGUGCACGUCGUCACAAGCAAAGAUCAUGCACAAAGUUUGGUUCCAUCCCAGUACCCGCUCCUCCCGGUCAACAAGACCCUUUACCCGGGACUCUCGGAUGAUCAGCACCCCAUCGUUCUCGAGCUCGGGCGCGAGGCCAACGCCGGCCCUCCAGGCCUCGGAAUUCUCAGCUUCCAGGAGGCCAAGAUUGAGGUCCCUGACGUCCAACGCGUGAGCGACUCGGAUCGACCCUUUCUUCACAAGCGAUGGAUCGCAGUCGAUGAUGGCCUUGACGUAGUUGGCUCGUGGGUGCAGUAUGGACUGAACACCUCGCUCGAGACGUUUGCGCCCGCGAACAGCAGCAACUCUUCUUCAUACUCAUAUACUGUGCAGGGUGCAAUUGAAGCGGAGCUCAGCGCUCUGAGCAAGGAAGAGACUCCCCGUUUUGGCUUGGAUACAUACACUACCGGCGCCACACUGCCAUGGUUCGGCACGUACCUACUCUGUGCACAGCACACCUACAACUUCACCCACCCCGUAGAGCCCUUCGUAUUCACUAAAGGAACUGUUACUCUAUACCCGCCAUACGCCGGACCCAACGCUACCGGUCCCAUCACGCUCGAAGCAGCAGGCGUCCAUGUGACAGCUUCGUUCGACAUAUCAUAUGCACUUGCGUGCUCUGAAUUCUUCUAAUUGUAUGGCCUGCGAGAGGCACAUGGGGCUCGCAAUCGCCCAACCCAUUAUGUAUUGAGGGAUAGUUUACGGAAUACCCUUCUUUUCC
Molecule: messenger RNA, 1155 nt
Organism: Heterobasidion irregulare TC 32-1
Lineage: Eukaryota; Fungi; Basidiomycota; Agaricomycetes; Russulales; Bondarzewiaceae
Exons: 5
Coding region: 270-1067 (265 amino acids)
Source: RefSeq, a predicted model, not a curated record